AUGACACAAGUUGCCACAGAAAUCCAAGAGCAAUUACUGCUGAAGCUAUCCGGUCCGAAAUCGAAUGGUGUUUCAAGACCCAAAUGCAAACUCCUCAAAGUAUCUGGUACUUCAAUUAUAGACAGCGAUGGGGAAGUGGUCGUUCUUAAAGGUGCUGCUGUCGCCGGCCACCUGAACAUGGAAAAUUUUAUUACAGGGUACUCCGGUCAUGAGCACGAGCUGCGCGCCGCAAUGGCCGAAGUCCUUGGUGACGAGAAAGCGAACUUCUUCUUCGAGAAACUCAUAGAAUAUUUCUUCACAGAGAAGGACGCGGAGUUUUACGCAUCCCUAGGGCUCAACUGUAUCCGAGUUCCAUUCAACUACCGUCAUUUUAUCGAUGACGCUAAUCCCUCUGUUCUUAAACCCGAGGGGUUCGCGCAACUCGAUAGAAUCGUAAACAUCUGCGCCAAAUAUAACAUUUACGCUAUCUUAGACCUCCACGCGGCACCCGGCGGCCAGAAUCAGGAUUGGCACAGCGACUCCGGUCUCAACAAGGCUAUGUUUUGGGAAUACAAAGUUUUCCAAGAUCAGGCUAUAGACCUUUGGAUCGAAAUCGCAAAGCAUUACGCUGGAAAUCCCGUCAUUGCCGGCUAUAACCCACUUAACGAACCGGCAGACCCGAAACAUACCCGCCUCUUCGCCUGGUACGAGCGUGUAGAGAAGGCUAUCAGGGCUGUUGACCCCGAUCAUAUCCUCUUCGUCGACGGGAAUACUUACUCGAUGGACUUCUCUCACUUCCCCACCGAUAAAUUCCUUCCAAAUACCGUUUAUGCGUGCCACGACUACGCCAUGCUAGGAUUCCCGAUUCCUGGACAGCCGAGGUACUCUGGUACUACGGAACAAAAAGAUAAAUUGCGGUCACAAUUCGAACGGAAAGUAGAAUAUAUGCGGAAAGCCGGCAUUCCAAUCUGGAAUGGCGAGUUCGGACCUGUUUACGCUGACCCAUUGAGGGACCCCGAGGCCGAUCAAGUCAAUAAUUCCCGCUACGAAGUACUAAGAGAGCAGCUGAAGAUUUACCAAGAGACAGGCGUCAGCUGGAGUAUCUGGCUCUAUAAAGAUAUUGGGUAUCAAGGAAUGACAUACAUUAAUCCUGAAAGCCCGUACAUGAAGCUAGUCCGGCCAUUUGUGGAGAAGAAGGGGAAGUUGGCGCUGGACUUCUGGGGAUUCUCAGAGAAAGAGCAAGUUCAGAAUAUAUAUCAACCAUUUAUUGACGGGCUGAAGGAAACAAUUCCAGAGCACAUCCGGAGAGCAAAGUAUCCAAAUAUUUGGCAAUUUGAUAGACAAAUUGAAAGGGCUGUUAGGGAGUGCCUGAUGAGCGAGUAUCUGGUGAAAGAGUUUGCUGAGUUGUUCACUGGAAAGACUUUACAAGAGCUAGAUGACCUGGCAGGGAGCUUCCGGUUUGAGAACUGUGUGAGGAGGGAAGGACUUAAUGAUGUUCUACGAAAGGAUGCAGCUCAGAAUAGUGUUUAA
Messenger RNA from Orbilia oligospora ATCC 24927, 1509 nucleotides. RefSeq lists its product as uncharacterized. Gene Ontology annotation, cellular component: cell surface; extracellular region. The transcript has a single exon. Gene Ontology annotation, biological process: glucan catabolic process. The record is from RefSeq and is a predicted model, not a curated record. Lineage: Eukaryota; Fungi; Ascomycota; Orbiliomycetes; Orbiliales; Orbiliaceae. Gene Ontology annotation, molecular function: beta-glucosidase activity. Bases 1 to 1509 code for a protein of 502 amino acids.